UACUCAUGCGCCAGACCUCGCGGAGGACGUGCUGACGUUCGGCCUGGCGUGCGCCGUUACGUCAGCUCAGUCGCUUCGUUGUGUGUCGGGAGGAGCCUAGUGAGACUUGGAGGUUGUAGUGAGACGGAAACGUAGGGGAAGCUGGGGCGGGCGGCGAAGUGGCUACAGGAGAGCGCGGUGCCGAGCGGCCUGCAGGCUGACGGGAUGGUGGAGAAGGCCGGCUGCGGGAGAGAGUCGAUGCCCUCCUUGAUUCAGAGUGGAUUAAAUCCCACCCUGUCGGGCAGUUCUCAGAUGCACACCAAGCAGGGCAUGAAAUUGGAGGCUGUGAUGGAGCAACUCCAAAAGCAACAGCAGCAAGCCGCUCGCAGCAUGGAGGAACGUGAAAGACAGAUUAGAGAAACACAACGGCUCUAUGCCCAACAGCUGGCAUCGCAACAUGCAUUGAAAUCCAUGCCUGGUCCUGCUAUUAUGUCAUCUACUAAAGCCCGCCCGCCCAUGGCACCUCUACGGAGUGCCAGUGAUCCUGAUGAAGAAGAGAUGGAGGAUGAAGAAAGUGAUGAAGGCGAUUCAUUCGGAGAUGAGGGUGAUGAUGGGGAAGGCCACGCAUCCAUGCUAGCACAGAAGUAUCUUCAGGUUCAGAGAGAGCAGCAGGGAAUAGUUCCUAACAGUUUGCAAGGGAACCCCAGUCAGCGACACCCAACUGUGAAAGAGGAGCCUCAAGAUGAAAACUUUAACCCUUCACCUUCUAAACAUCCUAAGCAAAGUUUGCAAGAGCACAUUAAGCCGGAGAACACUUCCUGGUGUGAAGAUAUGGAUGGACGUAGCAGAGAAGCAUCAAGGGAUUUUGCAAAGCUAUAUGAGCUUGACACUGAUCCAAAGCGGAAAGAAUUCCUAGACGAUCUUUUUGUGUUCAUGCAGAAAAAAGGCACCCCAAUUAGUCGUAUCCCUAUAAUGGCCAAGCAAUUGUUGGAUCUUUACAUGCUCUACAAACUUGUGACAGAAAAGGGAGGGCUCGUGGAGGUGAUCAAUAAGAAAAUCUGGAGAGAGAUCACAAAGGGGCUGAACCUGCCAACCUCCAUUACCAGUGCUGCCUUCACCUUGCGCACACAAUAUAUGAAGUACCUUUACCUAUAUGAGUGUGAGAAGAAAUCGCUUAGCUCUCCAGCAGAGUUGCAAGCGGCUAUAGAUGGAAACCGACGAGAAGGAAGACGUCCCAGCUAUGGAACGUCUUCCUUUAACUAUUCACCAACUCCAGCAGGGCCCAAUAAUUUCUUAGGAGCUCAGAAACUUCCUGUGCCUAUGCUUGGAGUCCAGCCGACUUCUCGCGCAUCACCAGCAACUCCGCUUAAGAAAGGUGAUAGUCCUGCAAGCUUGUUGCCAAACCGUAUGUCUCUAGCUCCUGGCCUUUUGAAUGCACAACAGACCAUUAUGGGUGUACGGACAUCUCCACUGGAGCAGCUAAAGGAGAGGCUGGAGAUGGGCGAGCCUCCGGAGAAGCGGGCUUCACGGACACUGGGGGAAGAGCAGCAGAGGCUAAUGCAGCAAGCGCUCCAACACAAUUUGUUGAACAUGGCACGACAGAUACCAAUGAAACUAAAGAUAAACGGGAAGGCAGCACAGGACCGACAGGAGGCUUCACUCAACCUGGGCACUGGCAGCAUCAACAUGUCCAUUGAAAUUAAUGGCACAAUGUACACAGUCCAUUUGCAGGUGCUGCUGGGAGCUGGUCUGGCACUUCUAUGCUUCUGCCUCCUAUUGGGCUGCGCCAUCUGUUGGCACAAGAGGCGCAAGCUACAAUCUGCAACCAGUGUUGAUGGUGGAGAUAAAGUUUUGGCACAACAGUAUAAUACAAUUCUAGAGCUGCCUGAUACCCCUGCACAGGCUGUUCCUGUUACUCAGCAAUAUCAGACCUUGGAUGGAGAUAUCACAACUAAAAAUGGGGGUGAGGAUUUAUCACCAGUUCAAAAGGGGCCAUCUGAGAAGAACCUCCGUGUUAGAGCAUCUCUGCCUAGCCUCUACCAGCUGUCAUCAAAGACGAAACGUGCGUUAAAGCGCAGAAGCACUGUUUUUGGAGAUGGUUCACUAGAAGGGGAUCGUACUAAGUUGGUGAGGAUGCCACUCUCUCGCACUGAACCAGAUGGAUUAUCAGGGAUCAAACAGACAUCUCAGUCACUUGUGCACUUCACCCUUUGUUACUCACUGGGUGAUGAAGCUCUCACUAUUACUGUCACUGGUAUUUCCAACCUGCCUAAAAGAUUGUAUCAGAAGAGAGACUCCUUUGUUAGGGUCUACCUCCUACCUGGGUUUGUGGAGCCAUAUCCUGGGCAGAUGGAAGAUUCAGAUGGGGCACAGAAGUUUACUUUUUGUGGCAUUAGCCCAGAAGAACUGAAGGAACGGACCCUGAGGCUAGCAGUUUAUGCUCGGCAAAGGAGUACUCUGAGGGAGGGUUUCAUUGGGGAAGUGCUGCUCUCCUGCUCCCAGUUGGAUUGGUACACUCAGGGAACAUCAAGCUUUACAAGAGAACUGUCAAUCACCAAGACAAAGCUCAAGAAGAGUCUUAGCACUAUGGAUGUCUUCUCCACUCCCACGUCUACUACCAAAUCUCCUGGACAGAUAUUGAUUCUCCUGCAGCACCAGGCAGUAGCCAGUCGAAUCAAAGUGAUGGUGCAGAAGGCAGAGAAUCUGACUAAACUAACACGCAUGCCAGGAGCUCCAGAUCACUUUGUCAGUAUACGGCUGAUUCAGGACAACCAGGUAGCGGACAUGAAGGAGACAAGGACUGUGUCAGGGUCCAGUCCUGUGUGGAAUGCACCAUUUCUAUUUGAUGUCCCUCUGGAGUCUGCACAGUGUCAAACGCUGCAUUUAGAAUUUUUGGUGAUGCAGGGUCGAAUUUACAACCGUGCUCGUAUUCUUGGACGUGUGCGGAUUGGGCCUGGAACAUCGCAAACUGGGAAAUCUCACUGGCAGGAGAUGUGUAGGAAAGCACCCGUAGAGUGCUCCUGCUGGCAUGUUCUACAGCCAGAUGUGUUCUAGAGGAUUUUCUGGAGCUGAUGCUAUAUAUAAUAUAUUACCUAAGACUUCAGUGACUUCUGACUAACACUAAGAGAACUGACAGAGUUGAACCUGAUGUGCAGUGUUGUAGAAUCAGGAACUGCUACUGGUUCUAGUCACGUUGUGGAAAUGGAACCACUUGGAGUACUCCGUUCUCUCCUCUAUGAAGGAACUUUAAAAGGAAUUAUUUCAUACUUUAAAACUGGGAAAAUAAAAUACCGUACACAUAUUUUGUUAGUAAUGUUUUGCAAUUGAGGUCAUGUACAUCUCUGCUUAGCCUUAGAGACAUAUAUACAGGUUCCGAUACACGGCAUACAUACACCUUAUACUGUAUCCAGUGCAGAGUGCACUUUUAUACAUAUUCCUGGGGCACAUUUACAUUUGUAUAAUGACAGCUAGUAGAGAGAUACAAAGCAAAAUUCAUAUGGAAUGCAGUAUGCACAAUCGGACUACAGUCUCAUCUCUAAGUUCUGGACAAAUGAUUACUCUAUGUAAGAUGCACUUGUAUAUAAUAUAUAAUGUUAUAUAUGUAUAACUAGAAGAACCAAUUAUUUGUUAAAAAUACAUUAGAUGGUGUAAUGUUAAUCUGCCUAACAGGAGAGGAUGCUGGGUUUCCAGUUACUGUAAAUAUAUACCUUGCCCUUGUCAUAAAAUCUGUAUACAUGGUGACCAUGCUAUGUGUGUAUUUACUACCGAGUUACGCUCUGAAAUUCUUUCUUUGUGUAUGUGGGAGGCAAUAUGUGAUCGCAGGCUGCAGCGUUUUAGGAAAUAGGGCCACACAUUCAACAAAAAAAGAUUUUAUGAAAAAUGGGUGUGGUUCAUUAGGUCGACAUGGACAUUGGGUCGACAUGUACAAGGUCGACAUGGGAAAAUGUUGACAUGAUUUUUUUGACUGUUUUUGGUGUCGUUUUCUUUGAAAAGUGAUGGGGAACCCAAAUUAGUGCACCGCUUCGCUCACCAUGCUUCGGGCAAGGUGCCUCGCUGCGCUCGGCACAGGUUACCGUUCCCAAUUCUAGUCCACGUGGAUUGUUAAGUAUGAAAAAGGUAAAAAAAUGGGGAAAAAAGGUGAAAAACUCAUGUUUACCUUUUUGCAUGUCGACAUAGUGACCAUGUCGACCUUCAAUGGUCGACCCAAUGUAUGUCGACCUAAUGCUUGUCGACCUAACGACCGGAAUCCAUGAAUUAGGUAGUCCUAUAGAUUGUAAGCUUGCGAGCAGGGCCUUCCUACCUCUAUGUCUGUCUGUCUUUGCCCAGUUUUGUUCUGUAACUGUUGAA
Molecule: messenger RNA, 4326 nt
Organism: Pseudophryne corroboree (corroboree frog)
Lineage: Eukaryota; Metazoa; Chordata; Amphibia; Anura; Myobatrachidae
Gene: ARID3B
Product: AT-rich interaction domain 3B
Exons: 12
Coding region: 205-3033 (942 amino acids)
Biological process (GO): regulation of transcription by RNA polymerase II
Cellular component (GO): nucleus
Molecular function (GO): DNA binding
Source: RefSeq, a predicted model, not a curated record